Messenger RNA from Cyclospora cayetanensis, 1260 nucleotides. RefSeq lists its product as uncharacterized. The transcript has 7 exons. The coding region runs from base 1 to 1260 and encodes 419 amino acids. The record is from RefSeq and is a predicted model, not a curated record. NCBI's taxonomy places the organism in Eukaryota, Apicomplexa, Conoidasida, Eucoccidiorida, Eimeriidae.
AUGCAGCACACGCAAGGCUCGAUCCAGGGGAGAGUCCUUGGUGCAGACUUGGGGGUCUCUGAUACCGAGGGCCGUAGCACUACGCGCAGCAAGAGCAAGAAGUCCACUGAGGCGGCGCCUGACGAGGCAGAUGGGGCAGUGCAUGAUGCACACAAGAGCACAGCAGACAUGCCUCCGUGUGACGGCUCUCAGAGUCAGCAAUGCGAUACGCCGGGGUCCUCCAAAUCCCCUGUGAGUAUCUCCCCCGAGGAAAUGGAGAGCAGGGCAGAAUUGUGCCUCCAAGUAAUCCUCGAAUACGAAGCCGAGAUGUCAUCCAUCCUCCCUCUGGCCGAAGCUUCCUCCGUCGGAGAAUUCGAAAGGGAUCCCGAAGGACUCGAAGGGGCCACAGAGACGACUAGCAGAGCUGGAGGAGGCCCCCAACAGAAGCGAAGGCGGCAUAAUUCCAGCGAAGGCUCCGACCUGCUGCUGGCAGAAAAAGGCCUCCAACGAUUCGCCGCUUAUGAAGACUUUAAGCCCGCUUUCGCCCAGCAGACAUGUGCUCUGAGUGACGCACCAGGCGACGGUGCAGCAACCCAAGACGCAGCCCUUGCAGAAGAGGUGAGCGACGGUCUCUUUGUCCCCCAGGACUCCUCAUUAUACACAAAACGGAGUAUUGCUCUUUUGCUGCUCGCUGGCCCCUCGCCUGUGCGAAUGGAAGACAUGAGGCGCUCCUGGAUGGCACCCCCCCAACGUUUGCGGAGGCGGCACUUUGCUAUGCGGAUUUUGAAUCGCACGGCAGAAAUCCUUUUGAGUUGCUUUGGCCUUCAGCUGCUCUUCUUUCAUUUACGAGGGGAGGAGAAUCUCCGCGGAUUCCUUUUGUUCCUCAGCGUCCAGUUCCUCUCUGCGCAGGCAGAGCUGCCUUUGGAAGUUCUCAAGGCGAAUUUGCGCGUUGUGGGCCGCGAGGACCUCCUAAGAAACUUUGACGAAGCCUCCCUGCUUAAGGCCCCCCACCUUAGAGAAGCGUCACACAAGAUCGACCCCCUGGGGGCCCUCCUGUCGGAGUGCGAGUUUCUACGGUAUAUAUCGGUAGAGCGGCGGCAUUCAGGAGUCGGGGAGGAGGCCGAGGAUACUCUGUUCGUUGCCCCUACCCACCGACUUACUUACGAACUGCACCUAGACAAAUUUCGCUCCGAGUGCAAGGCCGCUGUCGGCGUGGAGCCACCUGACACUUCAUUAAAGCUUCCGGAGGCGGAGGAACUUCCAGGAGCACCCGAGCCCUAG